GAGGGAUGGAGUUGGGCUCGGCCCCCAGACACGGCCCGCGGGCUCUGCCAGCAACAAGUCCCUCGGGCCCCAGCCCUCGCUGCGACUGGGGCUCGGAGCCCCGCCACCAAGGGCACGGACCGGCUGGCAAGGCCCCAUUUUUGGCUAAAGGAGGCACUGCCAGGUGCACAGCACUGGGCAUGAGCCGUUCGAAUUACGAGGAAAAGCCUCGCAUUGGGCCCAGGAAGGUUGCCUAGAAGAACACGGUGCAGGACCCCCGUGUUACCUCAACAGGAGGGUGGUGGAACAGGUCCACGGAGGCUGAUGGGAGCUCCUGGUGUUGAUAGAGAUGGAACUAGGACUUGGAAACCCGACUGCACUGCCCCACUGCCCCUGGCCUAGACGACAGCCUGUCCUGUGGCCAACCCUGGCCGCUCUUGCCCUGCUGAGCAGCGUCAUCGAAGCCUCCCUGGACCCGAUGCCCCGCGAAGACCCCGCGCCCGUGCUGGCGCCGCCGAUUAGCCUCCUGGCUGGGGCCCGUACAGCAGGUGUGUGCGGCGAAAGUGCCGUGCCACCCCCUCCGCAAGCUCCCGUGCCCUCCCAGCCGCCAGGCCCUGCGCUUGGCUCCCCUUCCCCUCCCACGGCGCUCCGCAGGGGCCGCAUGGCGCGCGCGGGGACCCGGAGCGGGCGCGCGCGGUCCCCGGAGGCGCGCACCUGCCGCCUGCGCUCUCAGCUGGUGCCGGUGAGCGCGCUCGGCCUGGGCCACAGCUCCCCGGAGCUGGUGCGUUUCCGCUUCUGCAGCGGCUCCUGCCGCCGAGCACGCUCGCCUCACGACCUCAGCCUGGCUAGCCUGCUGGACGCCGGGGCCCUGCAGCCGCCGCCGGGCUCCCGGCCCAUCAGCCAGCCCUGCUGCCGGCCCACUCACUACGAGGCCGUCUCCUUCAUGGACGUGAACAGCACGUGGAGGACUGUGGACCGCCUCUCCGCGACCGCCUGCGGCUGCCUGGGCUGAGCGCCUUCUGCACACCGAGACGUUGCCUGUGCAUCUUCUACCUGGGACACCUCUGUCCGGCCUCGCUGGCCAGGAGUUUCAGCCCGAGGAUGGAGGCCGGUCGCAGAGCUGAAGCCCCAGCCCGGCAGUGACACCUAUCAGCUCUGAAAGAGAUGGCGGGACCACUCACCGGCACCUUGUACAUCCCAGCCCUACGGAGACAUCAGCUACGGAGGCCUUAGCACCCACUUCUCACAAACCCUGGUCUUGACUGGGUCUCAGACCUGGAACCCUCCUCUGGAGAAUCCAAGAAUGGCCCUAGGCCCUGGGAAAAUGAGCAGACACAUUGUAGUCACAUUGACGGAAGUGCCUGUGCUGGAGCUGGCUUUGUAUUCACUUGUGGGAGCUG
Molecule: messenger RNA, 1379 nt
Organism: Jaculus jaculus (lesser Egyptian jerboa)
Lineage: Eukaryota; Metazoa; Chordata; Mammalia; Rodentia; Dipodidae
Gene: Artn
Product: artemin
Exons: 5
Coding region: 329-991 (220 amino acids)
Molecular function (GO): glial cell-derived neurotrophic factor receptor binding; growth factor activity; receptor tyrosine kinase binding
Source: RefSeq, a predicted model, not a curated record